Molecule: messenger RNA, 4012 nt
Organism: Pygocentrus nattereri (red-bellied piranha)
Lineage: Eukaryota; Metazoa; Chordata; Actinopteri; Characiformes; Serrasalmidae
Product: DNA ligase 1-like
Exons: 2
Coding region: 7-1848 (613 amino acids)
Source: RefSeq, a predicted model, not a curated record
GGAGAGAUGAGAGAGGAGGAAGAAGAGGAAACAACGAGAGAGAGGAAGGAUGGAGAGAUGGGAGAGGAGGAAGAAGAGGAAACAGUGAGAGAGAGGAAGGACAGAGAUGUAAUUGAAGAGGAAAACAAAGCCGAGAAGGUUGAGACCCAAAUGGUAGGAGUGAGGGAUGGAAGGGAAAAGGAAGAAGAAAAACUGGAGGAAAAAGAAAAAGACCUUGAGCCUCAAACUGCCUCUCAGCCUUCUAUGAUGUCUGUUGAUGGGGUUGAUGGACACAAUGCAAGACACGAGAAUAAAGAAGAAAAGGAGAGUGAUGUGGGAGAGGGGAAGGGUAGAGCGAGAAAAGAGACAGAAGAUAAAGCAGCGGAGGAGAAGAGAAAAGAUGAGAUGAAUGAAGGGAAGGAAAGAGAAGAAGGACAAGAAGAGGCACCUAGUGUGAAUGAAACAACAGAUGGAGAGAUGAGAGAAGGUGUGAGGGAUGAGAGAGAGAAACAGGAUGGAGAACAAGUGCAGAUCAUGGGGGAGGAGAUAUCAGCAAGGACAGAAGGAAAUAAAGAUGUAGACGAAGAGAGGGAGCGCAAAGAAGAAAGCCAAGGAAAGAUGAAGAAAGAGGGAGUGACAGAACUUGAGAAAAGUGCUGAAAGAGAGGCUGCAAAUGAUGAAGUGAAGAACAAGGUGAACAACAAAGCAAAGAACAUAGAGCUCAAUGAGGAUGAAAGAGAGACAAUAGUGGAUGCAGACAGGCAGAUGGAGGAAGAGAAAGAGGCAGAAAGGAAGAAGGGGGAAGAGCAGUUAGACUGUACAGAGAUUGAGAAAAGUGUUGAAAGAGAGGAUGCAACAAUAGAGGAGAAGAACAAGAUGAAGAACACUGAGCAGAGAGACGAGAGAGAAAUGGAUGAAGACAAACAGGUGGAGGAAGUUAAGGCAGCAGGUGGAAAGGAGGAAAAACAAGAGGGAGAUGCAAUAGAAGAAAGUAAACCUAGAAAGCAAAACGAGAAAUUGAAACAAACUGAGGAAGAGAGGAAAGAAGAGAUCAACACCUGUGGCCACUCCCACGCCAUCCAAGACACUGUCCCAGGCACUUCUGGUGGUGAGUUUUCUGAAGAAACGAAUACUAAAGAUACCAAUGAGGAUUUUGCCUCAGCUGGAAAUUCUAUCCAAAAUGAAGAUGCAGAAGGUUUGACCACUGAGGCUGAACUAUAUCCAACUGUUUCCGACCACCUGACCACAGCUUUUGUGGAAAACAUGGUUGUAAACAUUGUGGAAUCCCUUGCUACUUCCAUUGACCCAUCAAUUACCGUUUCUGGUGACAAAUAUCCAGACUCUGAAGACCUUCUAUGCAGCUCCUCUGUGGACUCGGUCCAUGAGAUGGUUGCAGAAACUGAAGAGGCAUGUGAAGAAGUGAAAGAGGAGGAAGAAGGCGAAUCAGCAGAGGAAGAAAAUGAAAUGGAUGAGAUGGAUUGUGGAUCACCAGAAUGGCACACUGCUGAACUCAAAACCCGUCCCAUUUAUGCAGAUAUGAUUGAACAGCUGGACCACGAAGAUGUCAGUGGUGAACCUGAGAACACAGAUUUGAUCACAAGCUCCGAUUCGAACCAGCUGACAGUUCAAGAUGUGAGUGAUGUUGAGGACGGACAAGAAGGUUUUUCACUGUCAGCUGAAGAUCAAGCCAGUUAUGAAGAGGCCCGGGAACCUGAGUUUGACUCAGACAGUGUUGAAGAAGCAACAGAACAAGCAUUUCUUCCAGCCAAUGAUAUUAACACUAAAGUGAUGAACACAGUAACUAUCACAGAUACAGCCAAUAAAGACAAAGCCAAAGAGGCACUGGUUCAUAUAGGCUUAGACCAAUGAAGACCGAAAUGAGCUACAUACUGUAUAUGACAUGGACUGGUUUAGGGUUAAUGAUAUAAUGAAUAACAUAUUUUAAAAGAGUUCAGCAAAACGUUAAAUAUACACAGGUUUUUCUUUUUCCAGAAGUUGCUGGUCAAGCAACUUUUACAUGUUCGUUUUAUACACAUGCUAUGGGGCAAAUGUAGACCUGGCAAACAAGCAGAGGUGGGUAGUGUAGUGUAUUCAGAACUCAAGUAAAAGUAUUUAUACUUGGGUAAAACAUGGCAGAAGUAAAACUACCUUCCCAGAAAACAAGUACAAAAGUAUCAGGUGAAAUCGUAACUUCUACAAGUGGAGUGGAACUUCCUAGUAAAUCCAGCACGACAGGUUUGUACAGCUCAAUUCUACUGUUUCUGAUUCAUACGGCCUAAAAAUGCUGAAGCUGCAAAGUCAGAGCUGUGACAAAUCACAAGCAGUACAGAUGCCAUUACCAAUCAAAUAUAAUGAAAUUAAACCAAAAACGUAACUAGUAGAUGCAUAUAAAUGGCAGAAAUGUAGAAAAGUAGAUUCCUUCACUCACUGAUAUGCUAGAGUACAAGUGUUAUGACUUGAAGAUAUUCUAGUACAAAUCCAUUAGUACGACUAAGUGUACACACUUAAAGAUGGUUCUUUAAUAAAGAAAAUGGUUCUACAUAGAACCAGGUACACUUAAAAUACCCUUUGCAUGAUUCAUUGGGUCUUUGCAUUGGGAAAGAUUCCUUCAGAUUGAUUCUAUAUAGCAUUUAAAAGGGUUCUUCUUUUGUCAAGCUCAUAACAAGAAUCCUUUGUUGCUAUAACCCUUUUCUAAAUGUUUCUAUAUAGAACCAUCUACAGCACAUUCUCCAUCAAUCUGAAGAAUGCCUUCAUGAUCUAAAUCUUUUAGUCAUGCAAAGGGUUCUUUGAGUAUUCAUGGUUCUACAUAGAACCAUUUUCUUUACUAAAGAACCCUAGAUUAACCAUCUUUUAUCAAGAGUGUACUUGGUUACUAUUCACCUCUACUAACAAACAAGUAGCUACAAAUAAUUAUCACAACAAAAACUGCUUUUACAAGGUCUUGAACAGACUUGCUUUUGUGGUUUCUGACACUGUUUAAAGAAACGGGCCGAAGUGUCACAGCUAAAUGCAAUGCAGUAAGACCAUCAGAAAUAACCACAGUCAAGCCCAAACCUUUGCCAUCUGACUGGUCUUGGCUGACAAACUACUUCAGAGUAAAGGGAACAAUUGUAGAAAUUAGAUUUUUGCCAAGCAAUUCUUUUAACACUUGGGUAGACAGGCUUUUUCGUUACUGGUUUUCAUUAACCCUAGUGUGGUGUUCAGGUCUGUGGGACCCAUUUCCAAUGUUCACCAAAAGAAAAAGAAAGUGAUUUGUUAUUUCAGUCUCAGAUUCCUUGGCCUUUGUUAAAUUUCUGUGAACAUAAAAUAACAUUUUCAGUGACUUCACACUAUUCACCCCAACACGUAUAUAUUACCCAUAUGGUUUUCCUCAAACAUAGCCUGUUGUGUGUGUUUGAGGGUGGACAACAUGGACAGGCUGCUGACUGGCUACAGCUGCUAAAGGAGAACCCUACACUGGCCAUGAUCUUUUAAACAUCUGGUAUAUGAAUUAUGGCUGUAUUGGUUUAAAAAAAAAAAAAAAAAAUCAUGUUUUGGGUCCAGCAGACCAUGGAGUAAUAAAAAAAAAAACAAAACAAAAAAAAAAAAACAAACCGAACACCAUACAAGGGUUAAUGUGACCUGUGCCACAUGGUAUAUGAAAGCAAACUUGAACUUGACAGCAUUACUUGGGUUACACAGUGACUAGAGACUUAGAAGGCAGAGUGUAGAUACUGUUGUCGGAACACAACCUUGUAUGGCCAAAAUGGUAACUUUACAGAAGGAAAAACCUUCUUUGCUAUUAAUGCAAGUUGAUGGAACCAGACUCUCACCAUGUCAUUUUUGGCCAUCAUGAAAUUUACAAGUGUUAAAAGCACAGGCAUUUUCAAAUGACGUCAAACUGAAAAAUGACAAAUUGAAAUACGAAGUUUUGUCCCAUCAGCAGCAACAUUAAAGUUGUGCACUAAAACACUCAUGCUUUAUCUGGUGACAAUACAGUGAACAUUAUAAAGGCACAUUUUCAUGCAAAAUAAAGUAUCACUCAGGACCGAAA